Messenger RNA from Jatropha curcas, 1191 nucleotides. Its product is annotated as short chain aldehyde dehydrogenase 1. Lineage: Eukaryota; Viridiplantae; Streptophyta; Magnoliopsida; Malpighiales; Euphorbiaceae. The record is from RefSeq and is a predicted model, not a curated record.
GCAAAAACAGAAUAAGAAAAGGUCGUGUUAUGCAAUUCUCCGUUCUAUAGAAUUAUUUUUCUUAUUUCUCUUCUAACUAAGUUCUAUAUAUAAAACUAAAACUCCGACAUUACAAUCAUCAAUCUUCUCUGCAAUCUUCAAAUUAACAAGCAAAGAAAAAGAAACCAUGGCCGCCUCUUCCGCCUUUGCUGCUGUUGCCAAGAGACUACAAGGCAAAGUUGCCUUAAUAACCGGAGGAGCUAGUGGGAUCGGCGAGGCAACUGCAAGACUUUUUGCUAGACAUGGCGCCAAGGUUCUCAUCGCCGAUGUCCAAAACAAGUUGGGUCAAUCCUUAUCGGAGGAAAUCCGGUCAGAAACCGGACAACCUGUAUCAUACAUCCAGUGCGAUGUAACUCAAGAAACCGAUGUCGAAAACGCAGUAAACACUGCCGUUUCAAUGCACGGAAAGCUUGAUAUAAUGUACAACAAUGCAGGAAUUAUAGGAAAAUUUGAUCCCAAUAUUUUAUCACUGGAACGCGAAGAUUUUAAAAGUGUGAUGGACAUAAAUUUGUACGGUGCAUUUUUAGGAGCCAAACACGCCGCAAGAGUAAUGGUUCCAGAAAAGAAAGGGAAUAUCCUUUUCACAGCAAGUGUUGCUGCUGUAACUUAUGGUGGGACUCCAUUACCUUACGCAGCAUCAAAACAUGCAGUUGUUGGGUUAACAAAGAAUUUAGCAGUUGAAUUAGGAAAAUAUGGCAUUAGGGUGAAUUGCAUUUCACCUGCUGGAAUACCAACACCUAUGGCUGCCAAAAUAAUGGGGGCGGAUAUAAAAACUGUGCAAGAAGUAUCAAUGGCUGUGGCAAAUCUAAAAGGAGUGAAGAUUGAAGCUGAUGAUGUUGCUGAGGCUGCAUUAUAUCUUGGAAGUGAAGAGUCUAAGUUCGUUAGCGGAUUGAAUCUUGUUGUUGAUGGAGGUCAUUCUUUAAGGCAUUCAGAUUUUGGUUUUGAAGAUAAAUAAGUCUUAAUUAAGGUUUAAUUACACUUAAUAAGUCUUAAUUAAGGUCACACAAGGUGAUGAUUUUUUUUUUUUUGGGUUAAAUUUGUAUUGAUCAAGGAAGAGAUUUGUUUCGUUGUUGGUGAAAUUCAAAACCUUAUGUGAUUCUUGAAGUGUUUUAUUUUUGUUAUUGUAGUAAUAACAACGAUAAUUGGAAUAAA